CUUUUCACUCCCUCUUCGCAACCACCAUCAUUCGACAUCUGUGAUCAGGACGCGCCUUUCCCGGUGUGUAGUCACGCAAGCUCUUCCUUCACCUCUCCUCUCAUUCUCUACGUCCCCUUAGGGAGCUUCUGUAGCCAUGUCUGCAGCUCCGGUCUCGAGAGCCGUUCUCCGCCAAAGCCGACUUGUCUUGCGCCGCAACGCUUUUAGACAAGCUUCUACCACCUCAGAGGCGGCCUCGAAAGCACAGGAAACCGGCAAGCAAGCUGUAUCAAAAGCAUCAGAAGGCCUCAGCCGAGUUCAGAGCUCCGCUAGCUCGGCCAUCACCAGAGUUGGAUCUUCGGCCUACAAUGCAGUGAGCAAGAUUGGCGGAAGGACAGGACGAGUGAUUUCUUUUGUUGAAUCCUUAAUACCACCGACUCUAUACUACUCACGCGUCGGGUUGGAGCUUGCAAGAAUUGUUUUCAAGGGUCAAAACAUGGCGCCUCCAUCCUCAGCACAAUGGCAGUCAUACUUCCAGCCUUUGGUCAACGCCUUCCGGAACCCUCGAACAAUCGGCUCCAGCUUGAGCUCUGUGUCCAACACCGUUAGCCCCGAAUCCUUCCUCGGCGGCGUCCGCAACAUGAACUCUCGACAAUUGACUACGGCUGGCAUCGUCUUCGCUCAAGUACUGGGUUUUUUCACCGUUGGUGAAAUGAUCGGAAGAUUCAAGGUCGUCGGCUAUCACGGCGAGGCACACCACGAGCAUUAGACGAAAAAACAUCGCCCUAUUUUGCAUUGGCUGCCCUUGUAAUCUUAGGACUUGAUUCAUGUAUCGAAAAGGAAGGACAAUACAUAUUCACAGAUUACAAAAUGCAUUGACUUUCACCCAUUACGCGCCUUAUUUGAACACAUCUUAGGGGAGGGCGUUCUAUCAGAAUGCCUAAAGUCGAAGAGAUGGCAAUGCUAAUUGGCGCAGAGUACCUGUUUCCACUUUCGACACAUCUCUCAGAGCCUUGAGAGCCGAAAAUAUAGCCAUACUCGAGAUUCUGGCUUUACCUCUUUUGUUUUCGCUUUGCUGGAGGACUUUUCCCUGGCUCCCAACAAUGCGCCCAGUCUUACGUUUCUGAUACUUGAUUGAAGAUGCCAGCAUGGGACCGGUAAUUCCGGGCUCAAAAGUCGUGCAGGAUGCGCUACGAUGGCUGUUCCAAUUGCAUACGUUGUGAAAUUGCAAAAUGACUUGAAUCAGAUUGACUCCAGGAGAAUUGGUGUUCCUACGGAACCUUGCCAAUAUUGACAGACUGUGCCAUUCAGAAGAAUAUCAGGUUUAAUAGACAUACCUCGACUUGUCCAUCGUGGGAAGCAACCGCCGACAUCGGGAACGACAGUCAUCCGAAAGAGAAAUUCGAAGUCUUUGCCCCGAAAGAUUGCAGUCACUACAGCCACGAGACAACAAAACUGCACGUGGGAGGAGUCGUCUAUCACAUCAGACAGCUUUGUCUGAACUUUCUUCUGUCUUUCGUCCGCUGCACUGUUCUCUUCGUCCGCGUCGAUUGUGCGAGGACGCUUUGCUUUUGUUUCGGAUCAGGUGGAAAGAGGCUGUGACAAUACUUGAUUGCAGCUGCAUUUCCCGACUAGUAGGAAGCCGCAAUGUUCGUCCAGUGACACGCAGAAUCGGGAAAAUUCCUCGAACCUGCUAAGCCCUGUAGAGACCUGCAGAGGCGAUUUGACUUUCGUGAUCCUCGCCGAGAUUACCAUGGA
Messenger RNA from Exophiala oligosperma, 1737 nucleotides. RefSeq lists its product as uncharacterized. The coding region runs from base 137 to 748 and encodes 203 amino acids. Gene Ontology annotation, molecular function: proton transmembrane transporter activity. NCBI's taxonomy places the organism in Eukaryota, Fungi, Ascomycota, Eurotiomycetes, Chaetothyriales, Herpotrichiellaceae. The transcript is spliced from 3 exons. Gene Ontology annotation, biological process: proton motive force-driven ATP synthesis. The record is from RefSeq and is a predicted model, not a curated record.